GAAUUAUAAACGUCUGGAAUAUGGAUACGAAGAGAAAUCCGAAGGAGACUGCAAAUAUACUGAACUGGCUAUGUUUCGGAUGGACAUUGCCGAUUUUCCGAAAGGGAUACAAGCGGGACUUGCAGAUUGAAGAUUUGUACGAUCCCCUAAAGUCCAAUGAAUCGGAAAGCCUCGGUGACCGUCUCGAGAGAGAAUGGAAAAAGGAGUUGGCGAAAAGGCCCAAAAGCCACCCAAGUUUGUUGCGGGCACUGAUCAGAAUAUUCUGGAUGCCAUUCAUGAUCCAAGGAGUGAUGUUAUUUGUCCAGUUGAUGGUGCUGGAAAUUAUGUUGCGAAUGUGCCAAGGAUGGGUGAUUAGCUAUUUUGAUACGGAUCAAAAUUCUACCACGCAGAACGACGCUCUGCUCAACGUUGGGAUUUUGAUUUUUAUCUCUCUCAGCAUCGUUUUUAUCGAGCAUCACAACGAUUUGCGUACCCAGGAAAUUGGCAUGUGCAUCAGGAUUGCUUGCUGUUCGAUGAUAUACCGAAAGGUUUUACGCCUCGAUCUAGCUGCAACGAGGAAUGCAACAGCGGGAAAAGUGGCCAAUUUGAUAAGUAACGAUGUGGCUCGAUUCGACACGCUUUUGAUAUACCUCCACUUCAUCUGGAUCAUGCCAUUGCAGAUCUUGUUGAUAGGAUAUGUGAUGUGGAAAUCGGUGGGUUUCGCAACGUUGGUAGGGAUCGGGGUGAUGAUAAUCCAAACUUUACCCAUUCAAGGGUACUUGACUCAAGUUGCCGCCAAGUUGAGGUCAAGCAUCGCAACAAGAACUGACGAAAGGGUACAAGUCAUGAGUGAAAUAAUUUCUGGAAUACAGGUAGUGAAAAUGUACUCAUGGGAAAAACCAUUCGAGUCGGUUGUAUCGAAGGUUAGAGCUCUGGAGAUGAAACUAAUCGCUUUUUCAACGUACCUAAGAGGAACGCAUCUCGGCAUGAUGAAUUUCUCAGGACCUGUAACAAUUUACGCGACAAUGGUCACUUUCGCACUGAUGGGGAAUUCUUUGACUGCAGAAGUAGUCUUUCCAGUAUCCAGUCUAUUUCACGCCCUGCAAAUGACGUGUGCCAUACAGCUUCCGCAAGCAAUUAUCCAGGCUGCUGAAGCUGGUGUGUCUUUGAAAAGACUAACGGAAUUUUUAUUGUUGGACGAAGUGAAGAAACUGAAAAAUUUUCAAACCAUGCCCAAAGAUGCGACGCAAGAAAAUGAAAAUCGUUCAACAAAUGAUGUGUUGGAAAACGUCGACGAAGUUAAACUGGAACCGUUACUGCGAUAUAAAAAAAGAGGAACAACAGACAUCGAACGUGUCACAAGCGACGAGGUGCAGAAUAUAGAAAACAAGAUAAAUGAAAAGUUCAAGCAUGGGAUUGGGAUUGAAAUGGCCAGUGUGAUGGCCAAUUGGAUUAGUGGGCACCAACCGAAAACCUUGUGCGAAGUUUCAAUGAAAAUAAAGAGUCGAUCACUCGCUAUGAUUGUGGGCUCUGUUGGCUCCGGAAAGUCAUCAUUGCUGCAUCUCCUGCUAGGCGAGUUGCCGCCCGAGUCUGGACGACUCUCGUUCUUCACUGACGAAGACAGUGAGAAAACGAGUAUCAACAAUCGAGAUAUUCGCAUUUCGUACUCUGGCCAAGAUCCAUGGCUAUUCUCUGCCUCCGUACGUGACAACAUUCUAUUCGGGCAGCCGUACGACGAGGAACGCUAUCAACAGGUAACGGAAGCUUGUGCACUGGCCAAAGACUUCAAACAGCUGCCCCACGGUGAUUUGACCUUAGUUGGUGAAAGAGGAGCAUCGUUAUCAGGAGGUCAGAGAGCUCGAGUCAAUCUGGCCAGAGCCGUUUACAAAGACGCUGAUCUAUACUUACUGGAUGAUCCUCUCAGCGCUGUAGAUACUCGAGUCAGUCGUCACUUGUUCAACAAAUGCAUCAAGGACUUUCUGAAAGGCAAGACUCGAAUCCUCGUUACUCAUCAGCUGCAAUUUUUAGGACAAGUUGACGAUGUUAUCAUUAUCGAUCGAGGUAAAGUGAUGUGCCAGGGUACUUACGACGAACUAGCCGAAACCAGCCUUUUCCACGAGUUGAGUUCUACCGAAAUGGAAGUAGACGAAGUAGUCAAAGAGGCAGACGAAAGUCACGAGAAUGACGUGGAUGACAUGGCAGCAGACGCAACUGAAGAUUGCACUGAUGAAUUGAAGAAAGCUGAUAAGAAUACCGAAGAAUCUGAAGAUCUGAACGAGGAGGAAAUUGCAAAAGGAAGAAUGUCAAUACAAGUAUAUAAGGGUUACUUUUUGGCAGGUGGAAAUCCGUGCAUGUUGAUUUUACUUAUCGUAAUAUUCAUAAUCGCACAAGUGGUGGCAAAUACAAGUAAUUAUUGGCUGUCCUACUGGACAAAUCAUAAUUCAAUCGCAGCUGCACCGAGAUCAAACGUUGCCAUUAAUAAUGGUAAUGCGUCUUCCCAAAAUAUUGAUGUAAAAAAUACAAUACAGGCGUUUGCCGUUAUCGAAUCACUAUGGUUCGAUGAAUCCGGGCGGCUAAGUACAAACAUCGCGAUUCAAGUCUAUACAACAUUGAUUGUGGCGAAUAUUUUAUUGAUUUUAACGCGCAGUUUGCUUUUCAUGAGAACAUGUAUGAACGCCAGCCGCAAUGUACACAACUCCAUGUUCUCCAACCUCUUGCGGGCUCCCAUGAGAUUCUUCAAUACAAAUCCAGCUGGAAGGAUUUUAAACCGAUUCUCGAAAGAUGUGGGAACUAUGGACGAAAUUCUGCCAAAAGCGAUGUUGGAAACGUGUCAGAUUUUCGCAGUCAUAAUUGGAAUAUUCUCCAUCACAAUCGUCAUCAUACCAUUGGCGAUCGUCCCUGUACUCAUAGUAGCUGGACUUUUAUGUCUCGUCACAAUCUUCUGCAUCAAAACCACUCAAGACGUUAAGCGGCUGGAAGGGAUCACCAAAAGUCCAGUUUUUUCACAAGUCAGCUCCACUCUGGAUGGUCUGAUAACUAUAAGGAGUAGGGGCAGGGCAGCGGAACUGAUGCUGCGAAAGGAAUUUGAUCGUUAUCAAGACAAGCACACCAGCGCCUGGUACUUGACGUUAUCCACAAUGACUGCAUUCGGGUUCGCCGUAGACCUGAUUUCAUGCUUCUUCAUAACCUCCGUCUGUUUUUCGUUCUUGUUCAUUGGCAAUAAAAACUUUCUCGGCGGGUCUGUGGGUCUUGUGAUCUCACAGUGCCUCAACUUGACUGGCUUAGUUCAGUUUGGAGUCAGACUAGGUGCUGAAGUGAUUUCACACAUGACUUCAGUGGAGAGGGUUCUUCAGUACACAAACCUGCCUAAAGAGGGACCUUUGACCACUGACAAGCCACCUCCGGCCGCUUGGCCUUCUAAGGGUGACCUGGUCUUCAAUCGUGUCUCCAUGAAAUACGCCGACACCGAGCCACCAGUAUUGAAGGAUCUUAACAUGCACAUAAAGCCAGGCUGGAAGGUCGGAAUUGUGGGAAGAACCGGUGCUGGUAAAUCAUCGCUUAUCUCGGCGCUGUUUCGAUUGGCCGGAGACGGUCUGGAGGGCGAGAUACUGUUGGAUGGGAUCAACACUGAGUCUAUAGGUCUACAAGAACUGCGCCCGUGCAUAUCGAUCAUACCUCAAGUGCCAAUAUUGUUCUCAGCAAGUCUUCGCUACAACUUGGACCCCUUUAAUCAGUACUCGGACCUCGCAUUGUGGGACAGCCUGCGGGAAGUCGAACUUGGAGAUGGUAUAAAAUCCCUUGACAUGGAAAUUGACGAGGGUGGAGCCAAUUUCAGUGUCGGGGAACGUCAACUGAUCUGCUUGGCCAGAGCCAUUCUGAAAAACAAUCGGUUACUCGUCCUUGACGAAGCUACCGCCAACAUUGACCGUAGUACCGAUACCUUGAUUCAAAACACUAUAAGACGGAAAUUCGCUGAUUUCACGGUGCUAACUAUAGCCCAUCGUUUAAACACGAUUAUGGACAGUGACAGAAUCUUAGUCAUGGAGGGAGGCUGCAUCGUGGAAUUUGGCCCCCCGCAUUUGCUGUUGAAAAAUCCGAAUGGCUACUUUUUCCAAAUGGUACAUCAAACGGGAGAGGCGACCGCGGAGAAACUUGCACAGAUUGCUGCGAACUCCGAUUCAGCAAUCUCUGAAUAUAAGGAAGUAGCGAAUGACAUCAAGACUGACAGCAGUGCGGUGGAGCGAUGAUGGAU
Molecule: messenger RNA, 4231 nt
Organism: Diprion similis
Lineage: Eukaryota; Metazoa; Arthropoda; Insecta; Hymenoptera; Diprionidae
Product: ATP-binding cassette sub-family C member 4-like
Exons: 17
Coding region: 21-4226 (1401 amino acids)
Biological process (GO): transmembrane transport
Cellular component (GO): membrane
Molecular function (GO): ATP hydrolysis activity; ATP binding; ABC-type transporter activity
Source: RefSeq, a predicted model, not a curated record